Molecule: messenger RNA, 1317 nt
Organism: Auanema sp. JU1783
Lineage: Eukaryota; Metazoa; Nematoda; Chromadorea; Rhabditida; Rhabditidae
Source: the annotation of a GenBank genome assembly
AUGGGAGGGGUUUCAUCAGAGGCUGUUCUACGUAGGCUGCAAGAUGUUCGAAAUAUAUCUCAAGAAUCCAUUGAAACUAUAUCGCUAUGGAUAAUGCAUUACAAGGAUAAAUCAUCUAUCAAUGCUAUAGUGAAUGGAUGGUUGACUUGUUUCGAAAAUGCAUCUUGUGAGCAACAAAGAGUUGCCCUUUUCUAUAUCAUGAAUGAUGUAGUUCAAAAAGCGAAGAGCAAGCACAUAGAUUACUUGAUUCCUUCUUUCCAGCCAGCAGUACUUGCUGCUGUUCAAAUUGGAAGGCAUUCAAAAACUGUAAAACAAACAAUGGAUCGUUGCAUCGGCAUUUUCGCUGAGAGACAAGUUUUUGCCAAAGAGAGUAUAACUGCUAUGAAAAAUAUAUUAGCGAAUGCUGAAGUUACUGACGGAGACGAAAGUGGCGUAGAGCUUGAUGUCCAAGACUUGGUUAACAAAUUGGCUAUGUUUCAAAAAGGGCGAGAUCUAGUUCAUCAUGCUUUAGAAAUCAUGAAAAGUGCAGACUUCAAUUUUCAAGAAAGUAGGUGUAAAGCAAGAGAUCGUCAUGAAGUCACCAUUUUGGAAACAGAAACGAAAGAAGCAACUCAACAACUUGUGGCUUUACGGCAUUCCAUGGAGAUUCAAAAGAAAAAAAUGCUACUCCUUGUCGAAAUGUUGGAGAUUGCUAAACGGCAGUUUUCCCACCAACUACGGGAUGUUACAGUUGCAGAGGAUGCUUAUCAAAAAUUUUAUCAAGGUAUACGUGUUGUUAAAUCAGAAUUAAAGGAAAUGGAAAAAACUGGAAUCUAUCCUGGGGCUACACCUCCCCGUGACGCUCCUUCACCCACUCCCAACGAUGAUAUUUAUGCCACUGGGGUUGAAAACGUUCUUCAAAAACCUACCCGGGAUAAUCACGACAUGACGGAUAUGGAAAUAGGAGAUGAGGAUGAAGAUAUAAGUAACUCAGUUACAUCUGUUGCUAUUAAUCCUAUGAUGAAUUUAAUUCAGUAUCCAUAUAAUGUUGAUUGGAAAGAUUCUGCAAAUCUGAUGGGAUGCCCCCCUCCGUCACAUCUUCCUUACCCUACCAACUAUAAUAGCAGUUUUAACGAUACUUCUAUAAGGAGCUCCACAUAUAGUGAUGGGUGUAACCAAGGCUUUUCAAACUACAGAAUUGAAGGAAGAGAUUGGAAAAGAAACGUUACUCCGGAGAGAGCGUGGUCGAGUAGAAGAAAUGAUCGGAAUUGGAAAGGAUCAAGAGGGAAACGGGAUAGCAGGAAUUACGGACGACAACAUUCGAGAGAUCGAAGAUAA